ACCGUAGCGUCCCCACCGCCAACGAGGCGAGCUUUUGGCCGGCAAGUCACCAUCCGAGGAAGAUGACGCGUACGCCACACGAACACGAUCCGCCCGUCGCCGACGCCGAUGUCGUCGUCCGGCCCGCCUGCCGGCGACGGCCGUGAUGACGCGUCGGGUCCGGGACCAGCCGGCGCCGCAGCCGCCGCCGACGGCAGCGUGCCGGUGUCGAGGUCGAUCGUGGAGCGGUGGAAGAUGGAGCCCGCGGCGGCGCGGGCGCGGCUGCUGCUGCGGGCGGUCGCGUGGCUCUUCUCCCUCCUCGCCCUCGUCGUCAUGGCGUCCAACAAGCACGGCCACGGCGGCGCCCAGGACUUCGACAACUACCCGGAAUACACCUACUGCCUCGGCAUCUCGAUCAUCGCCGUGCUGUACACCACGGCGCAGGUCACGCGCGACGUUCACCGGCUCAGCUGGGGACGGGACGUCAUCGCGGGGAGGAAGGCGGCGGCCGUCGUUGACUUCGCCGGAGAUCAGGUCGUCGCUUACCUGUUGAUGUCGGCGUUGUCGGCGGCGGCGCCGGUGACGGACUACAUGCGUCAGGCCGCCGACAACCUGUUCACCGACUCCGCGGCGGCGGCCAUCAGCAUGGCGUUCCUCGCCUUCUUGGCCGCCGGCCUUUCCGCUCUCGUCUCCGGUUACAACCUUGCCAUGGAAGUUCUUGUAUAGCUUCUGCGUAUAUCUCCAUAGCCAUUCCCUGUGUCACAUCACAUUGCAGCACUGUACCAUGUUCCUUGAUUCAUUUCAAACCUAGUUUGUGAAACACGGUUCUGAAUUCGUCUGAAUACACCCAGUUUUUGAAUCAGUUAACAAACGGGUGUAUGACUGUAUCCUGUAAGGCCCCCUUUGAUUCAAAGGAAAUUCAUAUUUUAGAGGAUUUUAUUCCUA
Molecule: messenger RNA, 924 nt
Organism: Oryza sativa Japonica Group (Japanese rice)
Lineage: Eukaryota; Viridiplantae; Streptophyta; Magnoliopsida; Poales; Poaceae
Source: RefSeq, a predicted model, not a curated record